AGAAACAAAACCAACAAACCCACACACCAAAAACACAACAGAUCAGAUCAUAGUAUCCUACUUAUGAUUUGACACCAGAAAAUAUUAUACACAACGUGGAAGCUAAUCUCGAAGCAGAGGAAGAUCGAUGCAAAUGAAGAAAGGAUCUUCUGCUGAUGCUGCUCAUGGUCCAACCAAAAUCGGAUUCAACAAAGAUUCCCUCACAAAAAUAUCCAAACCCAAGCCCAAGAUUCGGAUUAUUCACAUUUUCGCCCCAGAGAUCAUCAAGACCGACGUGCAGAACUUCCGGGAGCUCGUGCAAAGGCUCACCGGAAAGCCGCCGGAGAAGAAGAAGAAACCCGCCGGAGCUCUAAAACGGCUCACCGCGGAACCGGCGAAGAGAGUGGAGCUCCGGGAAGAAGAGAUUUGUGGGGGAGGCGGAUUCUUGAGCGGUCUGCAGGGUGGGGAAUUUGAUGGUUUCUUCAUGGACGAUGACGCCGCCGGCGGCACUCUUAGCAGCCCUUUUCCGGUACUUCCUUUGGACCUUCCGGCGGAUAAUCCGGCCGGCUACCUAAUUUAAACUAAUUAAGGUUGGGAUUGGCUUCUUUUGACUUCAGCUGUGUUGAGGUUUCAGGAUCAUGAUCGUUGAUUGCUUCUUAUGAUGACUCAGUGUAAUUAUAUUCUUAGCUGUUUUUCUUGAAUGUUAAUUUGUUAAUUAACUUUUAGGGUUUAAUUUAGGUAAUUAUAUCUAGUAUUAACACCAGAUCUAAUUAAGCCUAUUAUUAUAUUAUUGUUAUUUUUGUGUGUAGUAGUAGUUGUUAAUAUAUUACGGAGUAUUAUUAUUACUAAUGCUAUUAGUGAAACUAUUACAUAGUACGGAGUAUUAUUUAUUUGC
Molecule: messenger RNA, 874 nt
Organism: Cuscuta epithymum
Lineage: Eukaryota; Viridiplantae; Streptophyta; Magnoliopsida; Solanales; Convolvulaceae
Source: the annotation of a GenBank genome assembly